AUGACACAGACAGAGGCCUCGGGUAGUUCAGUCCGAAAUUUGCCAUGGCUUAUCUGGGUGGUGGUCAUUUUUGGCUCCAUAUCCUCAGCUGGCUUUGGGUUUGAUCAAGCCUGGUGGGCAAGUCUCAUGAGUUCUCCUCAUCACUGGGGACGGGGCUUGGUUACGUUGGAGUUAUCAUUGGAGUUUUCUGCGGAUCGCCUAUCAAUGAGCUGUUCGGAAGAAAAAAAGGCUCUUUGGAUUCAAACAGUCAUUGUCACAAUUGGCAUCAUUAUUGAGUCUACUUGCAAAGCAAGCUACGCGCAAUUCAUCGUCGGCAAGCUCAUCGUCUACCUCGGUGGAGGCAUCGCUACUAGCAUCAUCCCUGCUUACCAGGGCGAGUGCGCCCCGACAUCCUUGCGUGGCUUGAUGUCCGGCACAUACAAUGCUUUCCUCAUGAUCGGUGGGCUCGUCGCCGCUCUAAUUGUGUAUCUGUGUCGGCAAAUCUCGAGCGACUGGGCAUGGCGUGUGGUAGUGGUUGCUCAAAUUGCCAUCCCCGUUGCCGGGUGGGUCAGUCUACCCUUCUUACCUGAGUCACCCCACUGGCUUGUGUCUCGUGGACGACUAGAUGAGGCAGUUGUAGCCCUUCGUCGUCUAAGAGGACCAUUUUUCCCAGCAGAGGCUGAGGUAGUCGCGUUGCAGCAACAUUUCCAGAGGCAACGGGAACGACUUGCCAGUGCAACAUGGGCUGUUUGCUUCACGGAUCCGGUCAAUCGGCGUCGCACACUGAUCUGCGUGGGUGCUCAGAUAUUCCAGCAGGCACAGGGAAUCUCAUUUGUCGCAAAUUAUCAAGCUGUCUUCCUCCAGCAGAUAGGGUUCAAGGAAGUUCUCCUGAUGUCUGUGGUGGUAUAUGUCAUUGGUGUUGUCGCAAAUCUCAUCUCCAUGGUCACGACGGAUAUGCUUGGCCGACGGAAUGUGUUAAUGUGCUCUGCUCUCUUCUUGGGGGCCUGUAUGUUCAUCAUUGGAGGUCUGACUGCGGGCGGGCCCACAGAUAUGUCCUACACAAUGCAAGUUACGGCUGUGGUGAUGUUGAUGCUAUGGUUCUUUGCCUUCCAGGUUACUUGGGGGCCAUUGACUUGGGUUCUGACAGCCGAGGUGCCACCCAGCCAGGUGAGAGAGAAGACAGUUGCACUAUCUGGCAUGGGAGCCUAUGUCACCGGCUUGGUCAUUGUUUUUGUCAAUCCUUACACUCAGGCGGACAUUGGUGGACAGGUUGCGUUUGUCUACGGAGCAUUAUCAAUUGUAUCGUUUGUUUUUGCAUGGUUUUUCAUUCCGGAGAUGAGACAACGCACAUUAGAACAAAUUGAUGAGAUGUUCCAGGAUGGUCUUGCAACUCGGUCAUUCAAAUCUCAUAUUUGUCGAUCGCCUGGGGAGACUGCUGUCAAGGAAGAGUCGGAUGAGUUUGUGGAAAAUGCCUAA
Messenger RNA from Penicillium coprophilum, 1455 nucleotides. RefSeq lists its product as uncharacterized. The coding region runs from base 1 to 1455 and encodes 484 amino acids. NCBI's taxonomy places the organism in Eukaryota, Fungi, Ascomycota, Eurotiomycetes, Eurotiales, Aspergillaceae. Gene Ontology annotation, biological process: transmembrane transport; carbohydrate transport. Gene Ontology annotation, cellular component: membrane. The record is from RefSeq and is a predicted model, not a curated record. Gene Ontology annotation, molecular function: carbohydrate:proton symporter activity. The transcript has 2 exons.